AGAGACAUUCAACAUAGAAGUAAAGAGAAAGAAAGCUUUGAACUGAAUUUCUUUCUUGCGAGAGAGAAAAAAAAAAAGUGAGGAAAGAUGGUUGCUGUUGAGGCUGUUGUUUUGCAACUUCUCAUAAAACUCGCUGAUCCCCUCAUUAAGGAAGUCAUUUCCUUAUAUGAGGUUGACGACAAAGUCGAAUUGAUCGUCACACAAUUUACGCAGAUGCAAUGCUUCUUGAAAGACGCAGACGCCAAACAAGAAGGAGAUGAAAGAGUGAAGAACUGGGUGCUGGACGUGACAGAUGCUGCAUACGGUGCUGAGGACCUCAUCGACACCUUUAUCUUCAAGGUAGCACCCUUGAAUCGAACAGGAUUUGUGGGCCGCAUUACAAGGUACGCUUGCAUCCUCUGUGAGUUGAAAGCUCGCUAUCAGUUGAGCUCGGAGAUCGAACGGAUAAACAAUAAGAUCCGUGUUAUCUCCGAAAGUAGGUCGACUUUUGGAAUUCAAAAUAUAGGCCAGGAAGCAAGGACAAGCUCCGCUGGUCCAAGCCUCCAAGAAUGGAGGCUCACUUCUCCUCUUGAUCAAGAACCAGAUUUUGUUGGUUUUGAGAAAGAUUUGGAGAUAUUGGUGGACCGACUGACCAAAGGGGAGUUACGCCGUUGUGUUGUUUCUGUAGUUGGAAUGGGUGGUCUCGGUAAGACCACUCUUACCAAGAAAGUUUAUAACGAAACUCGUGUUAAAGCACGUUUUCACUUUCGCGCAUGGAUUUGUCUAUCGCAAGAGUAUGAUGUGAAAGAUGUUCUUAAGAAGAUCAUAGAUAACAACAUGGUGCUCUCAGAAGAGGAGUCCAAGAAAGUGGAGAAAAUGGAUGUCUUCGAGCUGAGGCUUAAAGUUUCAGAAUACUUGAAAGGGAAGAUAUACCUGAUGGUAGUAGAUGAUAUAUGGACGAACGAAGCAUGGGAUGCUAUCAAGGGUGCUUUCCCCCUAAAUGAUACUCUCCCUGAUGUGGAAAAUGGAAGUAGGGUCAUGAUCACCACGCGCAACAAAGUUGUAGCUUUACAUGCAGAUGCACAAAGCCUGCCGUAUGAGUUGCUAACUUUAGGAAAAGAUGAGAGCUGGAAUUUGUUUUGCCGGAAAGCAUUCCCAGGACAAGGUAACGUUUGCCCUGACAAAUUGAAGCAGUUCGGAAAAGAGAUUGUGAAAAAGUGCCAUGGUGUAGCUCUUGCUAUCGUAGUCAUCGGAGCGCUCUUAUCAACGAAAAAAGAAGAAUGGGAGUGGGAGAAUAAGGGUUUCUGCAACAGAGAGGGAAUCAAACAGUAGAGAAGGUGGGAGAAGAUUUUCUAAAUGAGUUGAUUGAACGAAGUAUAAUUCAACUUGCUAAAAGAAGUUCAAAUGGGGGUAUUAAAAGUUGCCGUAUUCACGAUCUUAUGCGAGAUCUCUCCGUAUCAAAAGCCAAGGAAAGUAUGUUUCUCCAAGUUCACCAUGAGAAUUCAAACGAUCCAGCAUCUAGAGCCCGCCGACUUGUAAUUCACCAUAAUGCCUUAAGUGAGUGCACUUCCCUAAUUUCUUCAACUCCACACUUUCGAUCUGUGUUAAUCCAUAAUCAAGAUUAGGAUAUGCUUGAAAGUAAACAAGAGAAGCUUCUUUACAAAGGCCUUAAAUUGCUCAGGGUAUUAGAUCUCCACAAUGUAAAAAUAAAAAAGCUAUCGAGUGAGAUAGGUGCACUGAUUCACUUGAGAUACCUCGGGUGUACCAAUACUAGGUUGGAAAGUCUCCCAUCAUCGAUAGGCAAUCUUCACAAUUUACAAACACUAGUUGUUACAUCUUAUUUGGAAGUCAACAUACCCCGCGAAAUAGAGAAGAUGGAACAGUUAAGACAUUUCCAAGUUAUGUACCCAAUUCAAUGGCGUUAUGACAGUGGUUGGGGUGUUAUACAAGGUCGUCCACGGUUCAACAAGAUGAGUAACCUCCAUACUCUAACAUGGGUAGAGGUUGGCGAAUGGAUGCACGGUUGCCUGGAAAGUCUUACGCAUCUUAAAAAAUUAGGAAUACGUUUAGAUUAUAGAAUGUCUGAUGUGUAUGGUGCGGUAUUGUUCGAAUCCAUUCGCAAAUUGAAAUGCCUCCAGUCUCUUUUGGUAACGGCAGUAGCAGGACACAUAAAAUUUCCGAAGUCUUCAGUGCGCCCUCUUUCAUCUCUUACCACGUUACGUUGGUUGGUUUUGGAUGGAAGGUUAGCAAACUUAACCGAGCCUAGUGAAUUACUAACAAACCUGACCAAGCUUACCUUGAAAUGGUCCAAUUUAGUGCAAGAUCCACUGGCGACGUUGGAGAAGCUGGAAAACCUUCGCAUUCUCAGAUUGCUGAGAUUUUCAUACGUGGGAGUGGAGAUGGCUUCUACUUCAAAAGGGUUUCCCCGACUCGAAUCGUUACAUCUUGAAGAGUUAGAAGAAUUAAACGAGUGGACAGUGGAGGAAGGAGCUCUGCCAAGUCUUUUACAUCUACAGAU
Magnolia sinica is the source of this 2497-nucleotide messenger RNA. RefSeq names its product putative disease resistance protein At1g50180. NCBI's taxonomy places the organism in Eukaryota, Viridiplantae, Streptophyta, Magnoliopsida, Magnoliales, Magnoliaceae. Bases 88 to 1311 code for a protein of 407 amino acids. Gene Ontology annotation, molecular function: ADP binding. Gene Ontology annotation, biological process: defense response to other organism. The record is from RefSeq and is a predicted model, not a curated record. The transcript has 2 exons.